Aspergillus fischeri NRRL 181 is the source of this 1719-nucleotide messenger RNA. RefSeq names its product phosphoribosylaminoimidazole carboxylase ADE2. Gene Ontology annotation, molecular function: ATP binding; metal ion binding; phosphoribosylaminoimidazole carboxylase activity. Gene Ontology annotation, biological process: 'de novo' IMP biosynthetic process. NCBI's taxonomy places the organism in Eukaryota, Fungi, Ascomycota, Eurotiomycetes, Eurotiales, Aspergillaceae. The record is from RefSeq and is a predicted model, not a curated record. Bases 1 to 1719 code for a protein of 572 amino acids. The transcript has 4 exons.
AUGUGGAACUCUCCAAAGGUGGGAGUCCUCGGUGGAGGUCAGUUGGGACGAAUGCUCGUUGAGUCGGCGAACCGACUCAACAUCCAGGUCAAUGUUCUGGACGCCCAUAACGCCCCUGCGAAACAAAUCAGUGCCCACGACGGUCAUGUGACUGGCUCAUUCAAGGAGCAUGAAGCUGUGCGGAAAUUGGCGAAGACCUGCGACGUUGUGACGGCCGAGAUCGAGCAUGUCGAUACCUACGCUCUUGAGGAGAUCUCCUCGGAGGUCAAGGUUGAGCCCAGCUGGCAAGCAAUCCGAACAAUCCAGAACAAAUUCAACCAGAAGGAACACUUGCGGAAAUAUGGCAUACCAAUGGCGGAGCACCGAGAGCUGCUUGAGAACACGCCGGCUGAACUCGCCAAGAUCGGCGAGCAGCUUGGGUAUCCCUUGAUGCUUAAGUCGAAGACGAUGGCCUACGACGGACGGGGAAACUUCCGUGUCAAUUCCAAGGACGAUAUCCCCGAAGCCCUUGAAGCGCUCAAGGACCGGCCAUUGUACGCUGAGAAAUGGGCCUACUUCAAGAUGGAAUUGGCCGUAAUGGUUGUGAAAACCAAGGACGCGGUCCUCUCAUACCCCACAGUCGAGACAGUACAAGAAGAUUCGAUAUGCAAGCUCGUCUACGCACCUGCCCGCAAUGUCUCCGACGCCAUCAACCAGAAAGCUCAGGAGCUAGCCCGCAAGGCUGUCGCAGCCUUUGACGGCAAGGGUGCCUUCGGUGUGGAGAUGUUCCUUCUCGAAGACGACAGCAUCAUGCUGUGCGAAAUUGCCAGCCGCAUCCACAACUCGGGCCACUACACGAUUGAAGGAUGUGCCCUGUCCCAGUUCGACGCCCACCUCCGCGCCAUUCUCGACCUCCCCAUUCCCCCUCAGAGCCUCGAAAUCUGCCAACCGUCCAUCAUGCUGAACAUCAUCGGCGGCGCAGCCCCAGAUACCCAUAUUAAAGCCGCCGAGGCCGCCCUCUCCAUCCCCAACGCCAGCAUCCACCUCUAUAGCAAGGGCGCCGCCAAACCCGGCCGCAAGAUGGGCCACGUCACCGUCACCGCGCCCACGAUGCACGAAGCCGAGAAAUACAUCCAGCCCCUCAUCGACGUUGUUGACGAGAUCCGCUCCAAGCGCAGCGACAUCAAGACACAGCCCGCCAAGUCCGGCCCGUCGAAGCCCGCCCCCACCGUUGCCGUGAUCAUGGGCUCCGACAGCGACCUCAAGACGCUCGUUCCGGGCCUGAAGCUCCUCCGUGACUACUUCGGCAUCGAGCCUGCCGUCGACAUCACCUCCGCCCAUCGCACCCCAACGUUCAUGGCCGAGUACUCAGCCAGCGCAGCCGCGCGCGGUAUCAAGGUCAUUAUCGCCGCUGCGGGCGGCGCCGCCCAUCUCCCGGGGAUGGCUGCCGCACACACCGUCCUGCCCGUCAUCGGCGUACCGGUCAAGGGCAGCUCGCUAGACGGCGUGGACAGCUUGUACAGCAUCGUUCAGAUGCCUAGAGGUGUCCCCGUCGCGACGGUAGGAAUCAACAACAGCAUCAACGCUGCCCUCCUGGCAGCUCGUAUCCUUGGCGCAUUCGACCCGGCUAUCCAGCGUAAGGUGGAGGCGUAUGCCGAGCAGGCUAGACACGAGAACAUGGAGCUGAAGGGGACCAAGAUGCAGGAACUCGGAUGGGAAAAGUACUUUGAACAGAUGUAA